Molecule: messenger RNA, 2440 nt
Organism: Linepithema humile (Argentine ant)
Lineage: Eukaryota; Metazoa; Arthropoda; Insecta; Hymenoptera; Formicidae
Product: probable tyrosyl-DNA phosphodiesterase
Biological process (GO): DNA repair
Cellular component (GO): nucleus
Molecular function (GO): double-stranded DNA binding; single-stranded DNA binding; 3'-tyrosyl-DNA phosphodiesterase activity
Source: RefSeq, a predicted model, not a curated record
GCUGUGAAUCAGCUGACUUACAUCACUGAUAGUGAUUCACUGUUGCAGAUCCAGUCAGUGCCAAUAUGUUUUAUAACUCGAUAAUGUGGAAUGUGUUAACCAAAUGAUUAUGUUCAAACAAUUGUCAUUUGAAAAAAAUUUUAUAGUAACAUAAUGUUGUGUUAAUUGUUAUCAAGAUCAAUGAGAAUUUUUCUUUGUAGAUUAUUAUUUCGUUCAAACCACCUUAAUUCAUAUCUGAUUUAAGACAAUGAAUUCUAUAGCAAAGCAACCUUGUCCAUUUAUGGAAAAAUGUUAUCGGAAAAAUCCGAUUCAUUUCAGUGAAAUGUCACAUCCACACUUGGAGAAAUUACUGAUCAAUCAAUUGGACGGUAUCAUAGAAAUACCAGAAGUUCUCUGUUUUACAUGUAAUGAUCGUACACAAUUGAUGGAUCAGUUGAAAGUACUACAAAUAGUGCUUAGAAAGGAAAGAGACCAAAACAAAGUAAAUGUUUUACCUGCGACUAGUAGUUUAUCUUCAAAAACAGAAUCUUUAUCUAUUACUGUAUUAGAUAUGAAAGAAGAUUUGAAACAAAAAGUAAAGACGCAUAAGAAAGUAAUGACGCAGAGAAGGGAAGAUAAGCUCAAACAAAUGGAUGCAGAAGCACAAGCACUUUCUAGAGCUUCGAGCGAUGAAGAAGCUUCAGAAAGCAAAACAAGGGGGAAAAGCUUAGAACCAUCCAGUUCCUCUGCAAAAGACAAGAUAAAAGAGAUAAGCCUAGAGGAGAUAAAACAGAUAAGCCUAGAAAGCAAUGAUAAGGAGGAUAUUAGUGAUUCACAGCAAGAUAGUGAACUUCAAAGCAGUUCCCCAAGUGAUGCGAACUCUUAUGCAUCUUUUAUCUAUAUGCUCAUGAAUAUGUAUCAAGCUUGUAAUUCUGAAAAAUCUAGGCAAGAAGUCAGACAGAAAGCUAUUUCAAUGAUAAAACAUUCAUUUGUGGAACCAGGAGAAUUUGCAACAAAAUAUGCCUUAUCAGAUCCUUACAACAUAUUUUUCUCAAGAAUUGAAAAGUCUGAGGAGACUUAUAAUCAACAAUUCUCCAUCACUUUUCCUGAGAUUCUUGAUAGAAGUCUUGGAGAGAUUGUCAACAGUCUUCAUCUGAAUUUUAUGGUUGAUGUUGGUUGGCUAUGUUUACAGUAUCUGUUGGCUGGUCAACGUACUGACAUGUUGAUACUAUAUGGCUCUAGAGAAGAUGAUUUAGAUCAUGAAAAAUUGGGCAGCAAUAUUACUAUGAUAAAUGUGGAGAUGCCGAGCGACUUUGGCUGCCAUCAUUCCAAGAUCAUGAUUUUGCAAUACAAAGAUGGUGGAAUUCGAGUGGUUGUCUCUACUGCAAAUUUGUACUCUGAUGACUGGGAGAAUAGAACACAAGGUCUGUGGAUUUCGCCACAUCUACCUUUGCUGUCGGCUGCAGAAGCUGCGAAUCCUAACGGUGGAGAAUCUCCAACGGGCUUUAAAAAGGAUCUGAAACGAUAUUUAGAAACAUAUAAGUACCCAGCUUUAACACAGUGGAUAUUGGCGGUGCAAAGGGCAGAUUUUUCUGCCGUAAAUGUGUUUUUUGUCGCUUCCGUUCCUGGAACUCACAAGGGCGGUCUAUGGGGAUAUAGAAAAUUAGCGUUUGUUCUAUUGCGUCACGUCACAUUACCACCGGAUGCUCCUCAGUGGCCUAUAAUCGCGCAAAGUUCCAGUGUCGGCAGUUUUGGUCGAAAUUUUAAAGGCUGGUUGUCGAAAGAAAUAAUUGCGUCUAUGUCGAAAGAAUCUAAAGGUUUUCCAAAGAGUCCUCCGAACUUCAAGUUUAUUUAUCCAUCGAGAGAAAAUUACAAGCAGAGCUUUGAUUGCCAAAAUUUGUCUUGCUGUUUGCCAUACAGUGAGGAAUUGCAUUCAAAACAGGAGUGGAUAGAAUCAUAUUUAUGCCAGUGGACAGCUACGCGAACAGGACGUGACCGCGCGAUGCCUCAUAUUAAAUCUUACACAAGAAUUUCGCCCGACUUGAAAAGUAUUUCUUGGUUUGUGCUCACCAGUGCGAAUCUGAGCAAAGCCGCCUGGGGUGUUUACCGAGGCGACUAUUGUAUAUCAAGUUAUGAAGCUGGUGUUAUAUUUAUACCAAAAUUCGUCACGAAGACAACGACAUUUCCAAUUCAGGACGAAGAGGAUCCAGCCGUUCCAGUAUUUCCCAUUCCAUACGAUCUUCCAUUGUCUCCAUACAAUUCGAGCGAUAAACCUUUCGUUGUCGAGUUUCUUCAUGCUUUGGCUGAAAAACAAUUGUGAUGAUCAUUGUUUUUUUUACCACUUUUGAAUAAUAUAAUAUUUUUUGACGGUGAAUGGAAUGAUUAUGAAUAAAGUAUUUAUAUAUUUUUAUUUACAUAUAUUUUUUACAAUUGUAUUUUUAAAAUCAGAAAGUAAUAGAUA